Molecule: messenger RNA, 351 nt
Organism: Cinara cedri
Lineage: Eukaryota; Metazoa; Arthropoda; Insecta; Hemiptera; Aphididae
Source: the annotation of a GenBank genome assembly
AUGAUUUACCGCCGCGAGAGUGUCUCGCGUUGUUCGAAUAUCUCGCCCCGCGCGGUUCGUUUCGCGAACAGUAUCAUGUAUUUUAUUCUCGCGCGCCGCUUUGCCGGUUUUCGUCGCGAAAUUCUGCCGGAACGCCGCGCGGAUUCCCGGGACUUUCGGCGAGAACACCGUGGACGCGAGGAUAGCGACGGGGCGGUUCACGCGUUCCGGUAUUCCGGAGUUCGCGGUACGGCGUGCGGAACGGGAGCCCCAGUUGACGUCGGGCGUUUCGCGAAUUGUUGCGCGGGCGAUAAGUACGCGCGGAAAAAAAAAAAAAACACUAUUUACAGCGACGGUAUCGCCGGCCGUUAA